AUGACCAGCCCCCUUCGUGCGUAUUUCCUCGGCACGGGCACAUCCACGGCUCUCCCAGUCGGCCCAUGCCUCGCACAAGUCGACAAGCCAAGCCGUGAUGUCGGUCUCUUUCUCGACACGUACAACGCCGCGCCAGAGGACCAGCGCCAGCCAGACAGGUGGGGCGGCUACGACCCCAAGGGCGAAUGGCCAGCAAGUGUCGCUUGUGGAUCGUGCCGCGCGUCCGUCAGCCCCAGCGUAGAGGAAGGCUGGAAGAACCGCCGCGGCAACCCGGCCAUGGUGCUCCGAAAGCAAAACGCCAACGGCGAGUGGCGCAAUGUUGUUGUGGACGUCGGCAAGACAUUCCGCGAACAGAGCUGUCGCUAUUUCCCCCGUUGGGGCAUCAAGCACAUUGACGCAGUGCUUAUCACCCACGGCCACGCCGACGCGUACAAUGGCCUCGACGACUUGCGCGAGUGGUGUGUCCGUCAAGGCCGCCCCAUGCCCAUCUACCUCACCCAGGCGACUUUUGACACGGUCGCGGCGUCUUUCCCGUACCUUGUCGAUAAGACCAAGGCCAGCGGAGGCGGCGACCUGCCGACACUCCAGUUUAACGUGAUCGAAGAUGAGGACGAGUUUGAAGUGGAGGGUAUCAAGGUCACAACUUUGCCAGUCGUUCACGGCCGUUACUUUCACGCCCCCGAGCCGGCCAAGCCCACCGAGCCGCCUGCACCGAGCGCACCUGGCUCGCCCCAGCGCGUCGAGUCGCCUGCCCCCACGGCCCCUCAGCCAUUCAUCUGCCUGGGCUACAUCUUUGACAACAGCCUCGUCUACCUGUCCGACCUGUCGUCUGUUCCCGAGCCAAUGUAUGCCCGUAUCGAAAAGACGCUCGCCAAGCGCUCCGCUCCCCCUGUCCUCGUCGCCGACACGCUGUGGCCAUGGCGUCCCCACGCAUCGCACAUUUCCUUCCCGCAGGCAAUGGACAUUGCGCUGCGCCUCAACCCGCGGCCGGCCCACACCUACCUCGUGGGCAUGACGCACCCCGUCACGCACUGGACGUGGCUGGAGCUUGGCCGGCACAUCCGCGGCGAGUCGGGCAAGGAGCCCACUCACCCGGACCAGCACUUGAGCCAGGCGCUCAUUGAGAAGGUGUGGGAGUCAGAGGACAUGGUCAAGAUUGCCCCCGAGCUGGCCAAGUGGGGAGGCCUCGUCGAGCCUGCUUGGGAUGGCCUGGGACUGGAGAUUACCGACGACGGAUGCACGGAGCUGCCAUUCGGCGCCGCCGGCGGUUCGGCCGGUGGAUGGGGCUUCUGA
Molecule: messenger RNA, 1293 nt
Organism: Apiotrichum porosum
Lineage: Eukaryota; Fungi; Basidiomycota; Tremellomycetes; Trichosporonales; Trichosporonaceae
Exons: 2
Coding region: 1-1293 (430 amino acids)
Source: RefSeq, a predicted model, not a curated record